Molecule: messenger RNA, 5229 nt
Organism: Drosophila novamexicana
Lineage: Eukaryota; Metazoa; Arthropoda; Insecta; Diptera; Drosophilidae
Product: C2 domain-containing protein 5
Exons: 11
Coding region: 139-4896 (1585 amino acids)
Biological process (GO): intracellular protein transmembrane transport; positive regulation of protein targeting to membrane; positive regulation of vesicle fusion
Cellular component (GO): plasma membrane
Molecular function (GO): calcium-dependent phospholipid binding; calcium ion binding
Source: RefSeq, a predicted model, not a curated record
AAAAACAUAACUUAAAAUAAUAAAAUACAACGUGCAAAUUGAAAUAUUGUGCAGAAAAUUGGGCGAAAAGUCACACACUGUGUGCUGGUUGUGCGGGGCAGUCUAGGAGCUUUUUGAGUUGCGUCAGCAGGCAAUAAAAUGCCAGGCAAGGUGGGCGUCAAAAUAAAGGCUGCGCGUAAUCUGCCAGUGAUGGACAAGAGCAGCGAGACAACCGACGCAUUUGUGGAAAUUAAACUGGCUAAUAAGGAGCACAAAACCGAGGUAUUCCGGAAAAGUCUUAAUCCGACAUGGAACACCGAUUGGUUUCGCUUUGAAGUCGAUGACGCCGAACUGCAGGACGAGCCACUGCAAAUUCGUCUUAUGGACUAUGACACCUAUUCGGCAAAUGAUGCGAUUGGCAAGGUUAACAUAAGUCUGAAUCCGCUGUGCCUGGAGAGCUCUAGUCAAUCGGGCCAUGGCAAGGGCACAGUGCUCUCUGGCUGGAUACCCGUCUUCGACACAAUGCAUGGCAUACGUGGUGAAAUAAACGUCAUUGUCAAAGUAGACUUGUUCUCCGAUGUCAACAAGUUCCGACAGAGCUCGUGUGGCAUUCCCUUCUUCCACUCACAAUGUGUUCCGUUUGGGUUUCGGGCGCAGGUCAUACAUGGUUUUGUCGAGGAGCUGGUCGUCAAUGAUGAUCCGGAAUAUCAAUGGAUUGACAAGAUACGUACACCGCGCGCUUCCAACGAGGCACGUCAGGUUGUCUUUCUCAAACUGUCCGGGCAGGUGCAACGAAAGAUGGGGUUGAAGGCCAUCAAUAUGGGCGCCAAUGCUGUCAUCGGUUAUACGCAAUGCUUUGACCUGGAGGGCGAUGUGGGUGUUGUCGCACGUGGCGUCGGCACAGCGGUAACACUGAUAAAGGACACCAGUAGCCAGCCAACCAGCGCGGAUGUACCACUCAUCGAAGACACACAUAGAGCUCAAAAGUAUUUAGAUUUUCUAAACUGCACCGGCGGCAGCAGCGCUAGCCUGCCGCUGUCCGGCCGUUCGCCACAGUAUCGUCUUAAUAUAUAUAAACAGCCCAGUGUGAGUGCCAGAUCGGCGGCAGCAGCAGCAGCGGCGGCGGCAACGUUGUUCUAUUUGGAGAGCGGCAGCAGCGAUACGGAGGAUGGGGAUGUCAUGCAGAACUUGUUGAGGCAAGAAGAUGCACGUGGAGAGCCGACGCGGGAAAAGAAGCUGCGACAUCGCAUGCACCGUUUGACCCUGUCCUCGCGGAAUGUGUUCAGCGAGAAAUACGCAACUCUUUUGCGUCGCAUGGAGCCCAAGAUACCAGAGAAUGCCACUCAAUCACUAAGCAGUCUAUUUGGUGGAGCCGGAGCAAGUGGCAAGCGUCAUCGCAAAUCACGUAUCUCGAUGGGCAAGCGGUCAACGCAGGCAAUAACGCGUUCCAUAAGUGAUAAUACAGGCGCAGGGCCAACCAUGUGCCUACUAGCGGUCCCACAGUUGCCCGAGUAUCAAGAGAACACUCGCUCGGCACCGGACCUGGAGAUGGAUCUAUUUCAGCGUAAGUCCAUGUGCUCCACGGACUCAACGGAGUCAUUGUCAAUAACUGAAACGCUUGCCACAGGCAUUGACAGUGCAGCAGCAGAAGCGUCCAGCGAAGAUGAACAAGAGCAAGACGAACGGUUCGAUGAUGAUAAUUUGCAGGAUAACUGGAUUAGGCCCGGCGAGACGCUCAGCUGUGAGAACAGCCAAUUAGACUUGACACCCAAACGGCACACACUUUUUGAGGAUCUGAAGGGUUUCUCGCGUCGUCUGCAGAAACUGAUGCACUUGACGCCCAAACUGUCAAUACAACCGAAGCGUGCCCUGCUGCUUGCCACUGCUGCACUGGAACCGUCACUGGAGCGCAAGUCAUAUUAUAGUUCACAGCCGGAGCUGCCCACGAACAGUGCCAUGGAUUGGCCCUGUGCAAAUCUGAGUGCAUUCGUAUCCAUGCUGCAGCUGAAUCAUUUGCCCAGCUAUGAAUCCACGCUUAGUCAGUUCGCUAGCGUUAAUUGUCUAGAUGUUGCACCAUUAGUAGAGUUUGAUACCCCUCCGAACACGUUGCUGCCAGUUGCGCCCGUGCUGUGCAUUUGCCCCUCGACACCCACUCCAACUGAAUCCGACAAUAGCUCACAGCUAUCGCCCACACAGACGCGUGCCUUUGAAUAUUAUGAUCCUCCCGUUUUUAAACUAGACCAUGUUGUAAAUAUUUCUAAUAGUACUAACCAUAGUAACAACAAUAAUAAAUCAUCAUUGCUUGCUCCAUGCUAUUCUGUUUCGCCAUUUGCCAUACAAAACCAACAACAACGCUCAACUAGGUCCAGCAGCGAUCUUCAGCAGCUUCAGCAGCAGCAGCAGCAGCAACAGUCGCCGGCACAGGGCGUGCUCAUUCCCACAACCAUUACGACAAUCGAGAGUAAUGCGAGUGGGAAAAGGUUUGCAUCGCCGGUUAGCAGCAAUCGCAUGAAGCUUACGCCCAGUCCAUCCAAGAGCGGAAUUUCGGGCGGUGGCAAUGCAGACAGCGCAUCUACAUCCACCACCUCAACAGCUACAACAAUGGUGCAGACCAAAGAGCUGGGUGAGAUAUGUCGUCGCUCAUCCGACUCCGAUUUAAGCGUAACGCCAAAAGGCAACUCCAUUUGCGUGGCAAGCGAGCGUUUGGUUGCGGCCACGGCCAUGAUGCGCCUAACCACACCCACAGUGGGCAGCAAGGCAACGGAUAGUCUAGAUAUGCUGGAAUACCCAUUCCUAACUAUGACUAAAUAUCCAACUGGCUUCAUACUGCACCUGGGCGCAACUGUAGCGGCCAGGUCGGUGAAACUCCUAGAACGUGUGCCCAAUCCCGAUGAGCCUGAAGUACGGGACAGCUGGUGGACUGAGCUGCGCAUGGAAAUUCGCUCUCAUGCCCGUUCUUUGGGCUGUAACGUGGUGCUAGGUUACAUGGAGUCAACAACAAUAUCUGAAGAUGUGUGCGUUUUGUCUGCCACAGGCACCGCAGCAGUCAUAAACAUGGUCUUUAAACGGUCCGUUUCGCAAACAGAUAUUUUUGCCAUAUCCAAGGCAAGCAACAAUGUGGCUGCGAUGUCCAAUUCGCUGGAGGAGCGCGAAGCAAACGGCAGCGUUAGUGAGGCAGCAGCCUCUAGCAAGGACGGCAGCUCAUUAGCUACAGCUAAUGGCUCGGGAUCGGCAAGCAAGCGCUAUGGCUUGCCAGCUCCUAAUGCGCCACGCAAAACCUGUGCGAUCUGUCAUGUGCCAUACAACCUGAGCUCGGUGAAGAUGAAGAAGUGCGCCAUUUGCCGCAAAGGCCGGGUGCCAGAUGUGCUGCUGGCCACGCUGGAGGUUCCAGAGUUCAUGCAGGUUACUGGACGCGGUUGUUUCAUGCAAGCGCAAGUUGUCCGCGCUAAGCGGGAUCUGCGUGCCGAACUGAAUGCUAAAGAUAUUUCCGAUGGAUUGCCCUUUUUGGAAUACGAGCUGCACCGUGUGCUGAUAAAUAAGCUGAAGGCCAAGGGCAUGAAUGCCAUUUUUGGACUGCGCACCCAGGUGGCCAUUGGCGAGCGCAUGAUAGCGCUAAUUGCCACGGGUACAGCUCUCUUUCUGACUGCGCUCCCCGUGCCGCUGGUGCCUAAAAUUGUGGCAGGCAACUCGUGGACGGACAAACAAAAACUCAACGAACUACAGAAAAAGCUGCAGGAGACAUUUGAGCGCAACCAAGAGAUUUAUCAGUUAAAAAGCAUGGAUCCUGACAUAGUCAGCGCUAGUGGUGCCGUGGGAGACAAGCAUUCGGAUAGUGAUGAUUCGGAUGAUGAGGAAAUGAAUGAAAUCGACUUGAAUUGCGGAAACAAAGAGAUGUGUGUACUAGAGGUUGAUGAUAUUGAGGAUUUGGAAAUUAUAUCGUUGCUCAUGGAACCAUAUCCACCCGAAGGCUUUCAUGUCGUAAACACGCAACAGGUGCCAGGUAUGCUGGAGCUGGAUGGUGUUAAGAAUCUUCAAAUGUUUACGCAAGUGUGGCGUGCUCGCCUCGAGGUGGGCCAAAGCGUAAAUGGAUUCCCUAAACACUUUCAGCGACUUCUACAGACCAUCUAUUUUAAGCUGCGCACAAUGAUACCCUGUGCAAUAUGCGAUCUGCGUUUUAGAUUGGAUUUGCCUGAAACGGACCAAAUCCAAUUACUUGUCACUGGCAUGGCCAUGGGUCUGAGCGAUGCUAACAAAAUGAAAUAUCGACGCCGGGGAGCGCCGGUGGCACAGAUGCAGAAUGGCUUCAAUGAUGCGGCAACGCAACCAGUGUCCGUUGUCCAUGAAACCCAAUCGCAGCCUGAACUAAAUGGCAAGCGAAUGCUACAAGAAGAGGAUUACAUUUUUCCGCUGGAUGAAGAUCAAAUGGUCGAUACUCCCACACCGACCAGCUCAGCAAUACCUCCGUUCGGCAUGAGUUCUUUCAAAGUGCGAAAGACUUCGCCAUCGCGAUUAAAUAAUUUAGCGGCAGCUUUACCGCCAGCCAAGCCGCUUAACAUGACACCAUUGGCACGCAAUCGCUACUUUCCGCUACGCGAUCGUCAUGGAGUGGACUUGACUCCACUAAGCUUCAUACCAGGUGGACGGAUUGAAAAGUAUUUGGGGAACUUGAACUUCUUCUUUAUUAGGGAGAGUACUUCCAUACGCGAAUACGGUGGAAUUAGCGGAUUCGUGCAUGGCUUUAUCACUGAGCUGCUGGCCGUGGUGCGCGCCCAUAUUGCUUCUCUAGGAGGUAAUGCAAUGGUGUCCUUUUAUUUGACCGAACUGAUGUUAUUUGAUAAUCAGCACAAAAAUCAGGGUCAGUGCCUGAUCAGCAUCGGUGGCGAUGCGGUCUAUGUCAGCUACUAUGCCGAUGACUGAUAUACACGUUUGCGGGGCAUAUAGCGCCUGUUUUACGCGAAUCGCCCCAAAAGUCUCUACUACUAAAACUCUCUUUUGUUGUCUCUCUUUAUGGAUGCUAACUCCAUUUCACCAAUCUGGCUCAGCGCAUAUGGCCUGCCCUGUUGACAGGCCCAACUUAUAAAAAUGCUUGUUGACUUAAAUAUGUAAUACAGAUAUAGAGUAAUCGGUACUUACUAUAACGGCUAUAUAUAGUUGAAAUCAAUAUGCAAUAUUGGAACUGUGACUUGACUUUCGACAUGUAGAAUGAAUUUUUCUUGUCUUGUUAUUUGUUUGCUUAAUGUUUAAAGCUUA